Messenger RNA from Dermacentor andersoni, 1087 nucleotides. NCBI's taxonomy places the organism in Eukaryota, Metazoa, Arthropoda, Arachnida, Ixodida, Ixodidae. The record is from RefSeq and is a predicted model, not a curated record.
GUUGGGAAGCAAGAAAUUUCACUUUUUUGACGCAAUCAUUUCAAGCAUAAAGUGUCGUGGUGUAGCGCAUGACAGUAGGCCAUGUGUGAUGUGCAAGCAUCUAAGAAAAGCUCUUUUGAACCAGCGAUCAAAAAAGCGUCGUAGCCAGAAUUCAGCUCCCAGACUCUCAAGGAAGAAAAAACUUCAAACGCAAACUGUUCGGCGACUCAAGGCCAAGUUGUCAGUCUACACACAAACCAUCAAGGAUCUUGAGAGGCAGAGUGUAGAACUGGAAGAGAGCGUCCUGGAAGACAGAUUAAAAGCUCUUCCACCUAAGCAAAGGCUCGCGGUACUGCAGUGUUUUCAGGCAGCUCGUCGCAAAUCACUGAGAGGGAUGAAAUACAACCCAGAUUGGCUACUCGAGUGCAUUAUAAUGCGCAUGAAGAGUCCAAGACUCUACGAGCACGUCAGAAGAGAGGGAAUACUAACACUCCCGAACAGAACCUGCUUGAAGACAUAUAUGCGGAAGUAUAAGAGCGGGUUUGGCUUCAACUCCCUUGUGCUUGCAGGGAUUGGCAAGAAAACGAAGACCAUGGAUGAAUUCAGGUGCCACGGUGGCCUGAUAAUAGAUGAGAUGAAACUGUCGGAGUGUUUCAGUGUAGUUGGAGGGGGAAAGAUUGAGGGACUUGUGGACUUAGGAAAAUUCACCCCCGAAAGUGAGAAACAUGUGCCUUGUGAUCACGGUCUAGUGGUCAUGUUUCAACCUCUAAGCGGUUCUUGGCAUCAAAUACUUGGUGUUUUUGCCUCAAGGGGCAAUGUGAAGGCAGCUCUGUUGUCGAAAAUCGUCCUAGAAGCUGUGAUUCUUGCCGAAAAAGCUGGCCUGAAGGUUGAUUUUGUGACAGCUGAUGGCGCUUCAUGGAACCGCUCUAUGUGGCGCAUAUUUGGAAUAUCUGGUUCCUCGAGCUGUGUGAAGUCGUCGGUUGCUCAUCCUGUUGAUAAAGAAAGACGUCUUUUUUUUAUGUCAGAUUUUUCCCCACUUGAUAAAAUGCGUAAGGAACGGUUUCCUGAAGUGCUUCUACAAAACUCCGGAUGGUGCUGCCUACAUUGA